AUGUCACAAGUGGAUGUUGCUCCUCCAAAACACCAGCAGGAUGAGCAUGUUGAGUCCAUCGAGGCCGAGGCUGAACAGUCCACCAAGUCUGCUCUGGCAUCUCAAGAUGUUUCAGGGGUAAAAAAAGAUGAUGCACUGCAGCUGAUCGAGGAUAUGGGGUACUCAACUAUCCUCACCCCCGAGAAUAACAAGAAAGUGCUGCGCAAGAUUGAUCUGCGUCUUCUCCCUAUCCUGCUAGCAAUCUACUUUCUCCAGCAACUGGACAAAUCGACCCUGUCAUAUGCAUCUGUCUUCGGUCUCAUCGAGAAAGCCCAUCUCCAUGGCAAGAUGUACUCGUGGCUGGGAUCGGUGGUUUACCUGGCCCAGUUAGUAUUCCAGCCCUUGGUGUCUUACCUGUUGGUCAAGGUGCCACUAGGCAAGUUCUUAGCCGUAUCCUGUUUGCUCUGGGGUAUUGCUCUAUCCUGCAUGACUGCCGCGAAUACUUUCGCUAGCCUGUUGGUAUGUCGACUGUUCUUAGGUAUCUUCGAGGCCGGCAUCGCUCCGGCUUUCAUCGCCGUGACCCAGAUGUGGUAUCGACGUCGUGAGCAGCCAGUAAGAUUGGGUUCGUGGUAUGCGAUGAAUGGAGUGGUCAAUAUGUUUGGAAGUCUCAUUACCUAUGGACUGGGACACAUUAACUCUUCUGUAUUCGAGCCAUACCAGAUUAUCUUCCUUUUUUUCGGACUGAUCACUGUUGGCAUGUCUGCCGCAAUCUUCUUUCUCAUGCCCGAUUCUCCAAUUACUUCGAAAUUCCUCCCUGAAGAAGAUAAACUAGUGGCGAUCGAAAGACUUCGCAUGAACCAACAGGGUAUGGAGAGCCAUGAAUGGAAAUGGGACCACGUGAAGGAAGCCGCUCUUGACAUCAAGUCAUGGCUUUGGUUUUCCUUGAUGCUUACUAUCUCAAUCCCGAGUGGUGGAAUCACGACCUUUGGUCCGUUAAUUGUGGAAUCUUUCGGAUUCGAUCAACUGAAUACUAUUUUGCUUAAUGUCCCUUUCGGGGCAGUGCAGUUAAUUGCCACGAUGGGUGGCGCUUGGCUAGCUACAUUUUGGAAAAUGAAGAGCCCAGUUCUGGCAUUACUGUGCCUUCCGCCUAUUGCGGGAUGCUGUAUGCUUUUGAAUAUUCCUCAUGAUGGUUCCCACAAGGGACCUCUUUUGGUCGGUUACUAUAUUAUAUCCGUUUACCCUGGCAUCACACCUUUGAUUUACUCGUGGUCCGCCGCAAACACAGCCGGCGAGACUAAAAAGAAGGUCACUACCGGUAUUCUGAUUGUUGGACAAUGCGUUGGUAAUGUUAUAGGACCAACUCUCUAUACCACUGAAGAAGCACCGCUGUACAAGCGUGGUCUUACCUCAAACCUCGCUCUAUUCUGCGUAUUAAUUGUUUUGAUUCUAUUGAACGCAACUUAUCUGUUUUUCCUCAACAAGAAACACGAAAAACAGCGUGUCGCUGCUGGAAAAGACGCCAAAGUGGUGGAUCACUCGAUGCACGCCGUAGGGGCUGUGGUCACGGACAAGGAGGGAGCACCCAUCCAGCAAGUAGUCAACGAUAACGCCUUCAAGGAUCUCACCGACUGGGCGAACGAGGAUUUUGUGUCCGAUGUGACGGAGAGAGACCGUGUGGAAGGUAACGCCAACAAGAUCGACAUUUACAUCUCAAGUUCUAUAUUGACAAGAAAUAGAUGUGAAAGAUUGGAGAAACAAUGCGUUUUCUUUGAGAUUCCGAAAGACCCCGUCUCAGAGCGAAUUGAAGGUAUUGAAUGCGAAGUUCAAUACCUUAGAAGACAACUUGAUGAGAUGCGAGACCUCCUACAGCAUAAUCGAUCCCAUACAUCAAUUUAUUCUCGAGAAAAUGUGUCUCCGUGCCAGGUCUUAGAAUCGCAACAGCACGAAGUUCAUGGAGAUAGCGGGUGCCCUUCGUCUCAUUCUCAAAUCACCCAUGCACAAGACGACAUGGUGACCAUUGUGGUGCCCGAUAAUCAGGUUCACUUUAGUACCCACUCUGGAAAUUCCUAUCCAAGACCCAGGCCAGAUCUUUCGUCUCCGCAUGAAAUCUUUGUUCCACCACGGUACGAAGCUCCUACCAAUGGACUGUCUUCAUUAAAACGGAAACGAUCUUGCUUCGAGAUCAGUGAGGAUUCUGUUGCAGACUUUAUUGAUAAAGGUCUUAUUACAAUGGACUUUUUCCAAGGUUGCGAUCGAUAUAUUCCAAUCUUUGACCCUCAAUAUGAUACCUUCGACUCGGCAAUGCUGGUGGUCGCUUGCUACUCUGCAGAGCGGCUUCUUAUUUUGUCUUUUGCUACUCGAAUGGCGCUUGAUCUAGGUCUACAUGAGGCUUUUGAAGAACUCACCGAGCGAGUUGCGAUGAAGAAUGAUGAAAACCUAUAUGAAGUUUCGGACCAUGACUUUGAGCGAGAGCAGGAUAUAAUGAGAAAAUCAAGAACAUGGUUCGGUCUUUUGGUGCUUGAGCAUAUAUUCCGAGUUGAUGGAGGGAAGCCUCCCGUUCUUGACCUUCGAUUGUUUUCUCAGGUCGAGCUCAACAUCCUGCGAGCAACAAUUAACGACAAUUUGGGAUCGGGGACAAAACUGGAUCGGCCCGGAAUAUCGGACUUCGUUCACGAAAUGAAAAUUGACCUGGAUCUAUGGUUCGAUGACUGGCUUCGAAUAAUUGAAAGCUCGACAACCGCCCGAGAUGAAAAGCCAUACCUUCUCGCUGCACUACGAAUACAAAAAUGCUGGGCAGAGAUGAUGCUCAACUGCAAAGCUUUACGAGCCAUGGGUGUCGAAAACGUAGCCGCCAUGUCAGCAACCGAACGAAGUAUCCUUCUCACGGCCAAGUCUAGUGCUCGCAGACACCUCCGCCUCAUCAUCCUUGAGCCAGAAUACUACCUCGCCAAACUGAAAUACGCAAUGGACUUUGUCUGGGCCAAGUGCGCAUUUUCAUUCUUGCUUCUUCUCAAGCUUUCGCGACUGCUUCCUGAGCGUGAUGACGAGCACCAGGAGCUUUUUGAUCAUGGAAAUAGCUUAUUGCAUGAAUUAAACAAGGCGGGCUCGAAUUGGAGGCAUUCCGGGGCGGGGAAUAUCUAUCUUCAAAUUUUGAAGGUGAGUAUCGAGAAAUAUGGACGGACUUUGCAGGAAUCCCAGCAACCCAGUAGCGGCGGCGGCUCUACAGCCACAUCGCCAUUCUGGGAACUUUUCGAUGCCCAAGCAGAUCUUCAGUGGUUUGUGCCUGAACAGUUUGUGUCAGAGUGGGAUUUUCCGGGGUUGAACUUGUUUUAUUUCCCUACUGCUUGGCAGGAUUCCUUUGGAGAUUUCUCCUUGGCUAUGUAA
Penicillium manginii is the source of this 3363-nucleotide messenger RNA. RefSeq lists its product as uncharacterized. Lineage: Eukaryota; Fungi; Ascomycota; Eurotiomycetes; Eurotiales; Aspergillaceae. The record is from RefSeq and is a predicted model, not a curated record. The transcript is spliced from 21 exons. Gene Ontology annotation, biological process: transmembrane transport. Gene Ontology annotation, molecular function: transmembrane transporter activity. Gene Ontology annotation, cellular component: membrane. Bases 1 to 3363 code for a protein of 1120 amino acids.